UUGCGCCAGAGGCGAUGGUUUGUAGAUAUGGCUGAAGAGAAGAGUGCUGUAUGCAGCUGUAAUUGGAUGGUGUAGGGUCUUGCUAAGCAUGGUCACCAUAAACAACCCAAAACUCCUCACCACCAUCCUAGGUCGAAAGCACACCUCUACGGCCCUAGAGAUGGCAGUGCUUCAUGUAUGCAGCCGCUGGUUGUUUAACCAUACGACAGCUGUAUCGCUGGAGCAUGCGGGGCCUUCCCACCUUCAAAUGUGUUUGCAACGAUGGCGUGCGGCCUAUGGCACCAAACCCAUUCGCCGGGGCGCAGGCUUCAAUUUCUAGUGCCUCCCCUACUCUAUCUGACCAUAUAACUGUAUUCCCCUUCAACGAUCCGAGACUACAUCUCAGCUGCUGCUUAGUCAAGGAAUCGGCGCCAGUCGGCUCAAGAAGCAUGAGGACGUGGUGGCUUGAGCAGGUCUUUCGUUCCGUCAGCGGAAGGGAUACUAGCGGGUUUCGCGGCUUAAGGACGACGUAAAUGGCAUGUCUCUAUGUUACAAAAGUCCAUAUCGCUAUGCGUUAGGCCGUAUCUCGAAGUUGUACGAUGGCCGUGUCGAGUGGUUGCGAC
Lindgomyces ingoldianus is the source of this 602-nucleotide messenger RNA. RefSeq lists its product as uncharacterized. The transcript has a single exon. NCBI's taxonomy places the organism in Eukaryota, Fungi, Ascomycota, Dothideomycetes, Pleosporales, Lindgomycetaceae. The record is from RefSeq and is a predicted model, not a curated record. The annotation marks the transcript as partial.